Messenger RNA from Urocitellus parryii (Arctic ground squirrel), 3604 nucleotides. RefSeq names its product myosin binding protein C2 (gene Mybpc2). Lineage: Eukaryota; Metazoa; Chordata; Mammalia; Rodentia; Sciuridae. The record is from RefSeq and is a predicted model, not a curated record. Gene Ontology annotation, molecular function: protein binding. Gene Ontology annotation, biological process: sarcomere organization. Gene Ontology annotation, cellular component: M band.
AAGCCCCCCUCUUUGCGGUCCCACCUGUCCUCCCUAGGGCCUGCUAGAGGCGGCUGGGUCAGAGGAGCCGGAAGAGAUCCGCAGCCAUGCCUGAGGCCAAACCAGCAGCCAAAAAGGUCCCAAAAGGCAAAGAUGCUCCCAAAGAAGCUCCCCCUAAGGAGGCUCCUGCAGAGCCCCCCAAAGAAGCCCCACCCGAGGACCAGUCCCCGACUGCUGAGGAGCCCACUGGCAUUUUCCUGAAAAAGCCAGACUCUGUAUCAGUGGAGGCUGGAAAGGAUGCUGUGAUCACAGCCAAGGUGAACGGGAAGGAGCUUCCUGCCAAACCGGCCAUCAAGUGGUUCAAGGGCAAGUGGCUAGAGCUGGGCAGCAAGAGUGGGGCCCGAUUCUCCUUCAAGGAGUCCCACGACUCUGCCAGUAAUGUGUACACUGUGGAGCUGCACAUUGGGAAGGUGGUACUGGGGGACCGUGGGGAUUACCGCCUUGAGGUCAAAGCCAAGGACAUCUGUGACAGCUGUAGCUUCAACAUUGAUGUGGAGGCACCCCGUCAGGACGCCUCUGGGCAGAGCCUGGAAAGCUUCAAGCGAUCGGGUGAAGGGAAGCCAGAGGAUGCGGGUGAGCUGGAUUUCAGCGGCCUGUUGAAGAAGAGGGAGGUGGUGGAGGAGGAGAAGAAGAAGAAGAAGAAGGACGACGACGACCUGGGCAUCCCCCCGGAGAUCUGGGAGCUCCUGAAAGGGGCCAAGAAGAGCGAGUACGAGAAGAUCGCCUUCCAGUACGGCAUCACCGACCUCCGGGGCAUGCUGAAGCGGCUCAAGAAGGCYAAGGUGGAGGUCAAGAAGAGCGCAGCCUUCACCAAAAAGCUGGACCCCGCCUACCAGGUGGACAGGGGCAACAAGAUCAAGCUGGUGGUGGAGAUCAGCGACCCAGACCUUCCUCUCAAGUGGUUCAAGAACGGCCAGGAGAUCAAACCCAGCAGCAAGUACGUGUUCGAGAACGUGGGUAAGAAGCGAAUCCUUACCAUCAAUAAGUGCACGCUGGCCGACGACGCGGCCUACGAGGUGGUUGUCAAGGAUGAGAAGUGCUUCACGGAGCUGUUUGUCAAAGAGCCUCCAGUCCUGAUCGUCACACCCCUGGAGGACCAGCAGGUGUUUGUGGGCGACCGUGUGGAGAUGGCGGUCGAGGUGUCAGAAGAGGGUGCCCAGGUCAUGUGGAUGAAGGACGGCGUGGAGAUGACGCGGGAGGACUCCUUCAAGGCCCGGUACCGCUUCAAGAAGGACGGGAAGCGCCACAUCCUCAUCUUCUCCGACGUGAGCCUGGAGGAUGGGGGCCGCUAUCAGGUCAUGACCAAUGGCGGCCAGUGUGAAGCUGACCUCAUUGUGGAAGAGAAACAGCUGGAGGUCCUGCAGGACAUCGCGGAUCUGACUGUGAAGGCCUCGGAGCAGGCUGUGUUCAAGUGUGAGGUGUCCGAUGAGAAGGUGACCGGCAAGUGGUACAAGAACGGGGUGGAGGUGCGGCCCAGCAAGAGGAUCACCAUCUCCCACGUAGGCAGGUUCCACAAGCUGGUGAUCGACGAUGUCCGUCCUGAGGACGAGGGCGACUACACAUUUGUGCCUGAUGGCUACGCUCUGUCCCUCUCCGCCAAGCUCAACUUCCUGGAAAUCAAGGUGGAGUACGUCCCCAAGCAAGAACCACCCAAGAUCCACCUGGACUGCUCGGGGAAGACCUCAGAGAACUCCAUUGUGGUUGUGGCUGGGAACAAACUGCGGCUGGAUGUGGCCAUCACAGGGGAGCCCCCUCCUGUCGCCACCUGGAUGAAGGGAGAUGAUGUGUUCUCAGCCACCGAGGGCAGGACCCGCAUCGAGCAGCGUGUGGACUGCAGCAGCUUCGUCAUUGAGAGUGCUGAGCGCGCUGACGAGGGACGCUACACCAUCAAAGUCACCAACCCCGUGGGCGAGGAUGUGGCCUCCAUCUUCUUGCGGGUUGUGGAUGUCCCAGAUCCCCCGGAGGCGGUGCGUGUCACAUCGGUGGGAGAGGACUGGGCCAUCCUGGUCUGGGAGCCACCCAAGUAUGAUGGGGGACAGCCAGUCACUGGGUACCUCCUGGAGCGGAAGAAGAAGGGCUCUCAGCGCUGGAUGAAGCUGAACUUCGAGGUCUUCACGGAGACGACCUACGAGUCCACCAAGAUGAUCGAGGGCAUCCUCUACGAGAUGAGGGUCUUUGCCGUCAACGCCAUCGGCGUCUCCCAGCCCAGCAUGAACACCAAGCCCUUCAUGCCCAUUGCCCCCACGAGUGCACCCCAGCACCUGACGGUGGAGGAUGUGACAGACACCACCACCACGCUCAAGUGGAGGCCCCCGGACAGGAUCGGGGCCGGCGGCAUCGACGGGUACCUGGUGGAGUACUGCCUCGAGGGCUCCGAGGAGUGGCUUCCUGCCAACAAGGAGCCCGUGGAGCGCUGUGGCUUCACRGUCAAGGAUCUCCCAACCGGAGCCAGGAUCCUCUUCCGCGUGAUUGGGGUCAACAUUGCAGGUCGCAGUGAGCCGGCCACCCUGGUCCAGCCGGUCACCAUCCGGGAGAUUGUGGAGCAACCCAAGAUCCGCCUCCCGCGCCACCUGCGCCAGACGUACAUCCGCAAAGUGGGCGAGCACCUCAACCUCGUCAUCCCCUUCCAGGGCAAGCCCCGGCCCCAGGUGGUGUGGACCAAGGGCGGAGCCCCCAUAGACACCUCGCGCGUGCACGUGCGGACCAGCGACCUCGACACGGUGUUCUUCGUGCGCCAGGCGGCCCGCUCCGACUCCGGGGAGUACGAGUUGACCGUGCAGAUUGAGAACAUGAAGGACACUGCCACCAUCCGCAUCCGGGUCGUGGAGAAAGCAGGGCCCCCGGAGAACGUGCAGGUGAAGGAGGUGUGGGGCACCAACGCGCUGGUGGAGUGGCAGCCCCCCAAGGACAACGGGAACAGCGAGAUCACCGGCUACUUCGUCCAGAAAGCAGACAAGAAAACCAUGGAGUGGUUCAACGUCUAUGAGCACAACCGCCACACCAGCUGCACUGUGUCUGACCUCAUCGUGGGCAAUGAGUACUACUUCCGMGUUUUCAGUGAGAACAUCUGUGGCCUCAGUGACUCACCUGGGGUCUCUAAGAACACGGCCUGCAUCCUCAAGACAGGAAUCACCUUCAAACCCCUCGAGUACAAGGAACAUGACUUCCGGACGCCUCCCAUGUUCCUCACGCCUCUAAUCGACCGGGUGGUUGUGGCUGGAUACUCCGCGGCUCUCAACUGUGCUGUCAGAGGCCACCCGAAGCCCAAGGUGGUCUGGAUGAAGAACAAGAUGGAAAUCAGGGAAGACCCCAAGUUCCUGAUGACCAACCACCAGGGGGUCCUGACGCUGAAYAUCCGCCGCCCUUCGCCCUUUGAUGCGGGGACUUACUCCUGCCGGGCCUUCAAUGAGCUGGGGGAGGCACUGGCCGAGUGCAAGCUGGAUGUCCGAGUGCCGCAGUGAAACCGUCUCCAACCUGUGGAGGUGACCAGCCUGACUGCAGCCCGAGAGCUCUGCCUCUGUCCCCUCCUCUACUUAUCCCACACAACAAGACAGUGUUGCUUGGA